Molecule: messenger RNA, 990 nt
Organism: Suncus etruscus (white-toothed pygmy shrew)
Lineage: Eukaryota; Metazoa; Chordata; Mammalia; Eulipotyphla; Soricidae
Gene: CD207
Product: CD207 molecule
Exons: 6
Coding region: 1-990 (329 amino acids)
Source: RefSeq, a predicted model, not a curated record
AUGAAGGCGGGUGAGAGUGAGGUGCAUGAUGUGCACUUCUCUGUAGAGAAGCAGAAUAUUUCUCUCUGGCCCCGAGAGCCUCCUCCCAAGGCAAGUCCAUCUCUGGUUCUGAGUAGACGCCCCACAUUGUGUGCUGCAGUGAUUUGCCUGGCGCUGGUCCUGGUUGCCUCGGUGGUUAUGCAGGCCGCUCUCUAUUCCUGGCUUCAGGGCAAAAUAUCAACUGUAAAGACCAAUACUCAGUUGCUGAAUAAUGUGGUGAGCAAUAUCAGCACCUUGGAUUCUGAAAUUAAGAGAAACAGAGGUGGUAUGAAGACAACUGACUUUCAGGUUCGAACAGUAAACACCAGCUUGAAUCAAGUGCUUUCCAAGAUCCAAAAAUUGGAGAUCAGAAUGAUGCAAGCAAGUGCAUCGGUCCAGAUGUUAACAGCCAGUUGGGAGGAAGUCAAUACUUUAAAUUCCCAGAUCCCAGAGUUAAGAAAAAAUCUGGAGAAAGCCAAUGCUUUGAAUGUAAAGAUUCUUGGACUCCAGAAAAAUCUGGAAAAUAUUGACAAGAAGAUCAAACAUCAAAACGAUAUUCUACAGAUGGUUUCUCAAGACUGGAAGUAUUUUGAGGGGAACUUCUAUUAUUUUUCAAGGAUCUCCAAAACCUGGUAUAGUGCUGAGCAGUUCUGUCUUUCCAGGGAUUCAAAACUGACUUCAGUGACCUCAGAUGAUGAACAGGAGUUUCUGUGUAAGACCGCAGGUGGGGAGCCACACUGGAUUGGCCUGAGCAAAGCGGGGGCUCAGGGACUCUGGACCUGGGUGGAUGACACACCAUUCAGCAAGGUGCAGAGUUCCAGAUACUGGGUUCCAGGGGAACCCAACAAUAUGGGGAACAACGAACACUGUGUCACUCUAAAGACAACUUCCCUCAGGUCGUGGAAUGAUGCCUCCUGUGACUUCCCAUUUCGUUUCAUCUGUAAACGACCCUACAUCCCAUCUGAUACCUAA